Pecten maximus is the source of this 8010-nucleotide messenger RNA. Its product is annotated as cholesterol 25-hydroxylase-like protein 1, member 2. The record is from RefSeq and is a predicted model, not a curated record. Gene Ontology annotation, biological process: sterol biosynthetic process; cholesterol metabolic process. The coding region runs from base 721 to 1653 and encodes 310 amino acids. The transcript has a single exon. Gene Ontology annotation, molecular function: steroid hydroxylase activity; C-4 methylsterol oxidase activity; iron ion binding. NCBI's taxonomy places the organism in Eukaryota, Metazoa, Mollusca, Bivalvia, Pectinida, Pectinidae.
UCAUUUUUAUAAUAUAAAAUCACUUUAUAACAAAGUUUACAUUGUGUUAAAUAUUCAAUUCGACCCACAUUUGACACGCUACUUAUACCCGGUAUACAGUGUAUAUGCCAAAUAUUAAAACAAGUUUUAAAGUUCUAAAGACACAAAAUUAUUUGUCCCACUUUUAAAUAUAUGUAGUAUACAGCACCAAUACCUCUCAUGGUAUGUCACAUACACACGUCUAAAAUAGCAGCUGCAAUGUAACCAUACUUCCAGAGUCAGUCAAAGGUAUUUCAAGUUAUUGUUAACACUAAUUUAAUUAUGUCGCAUUCGUGAUCAUUAAGCAAUGGUAGAUAGGCCUAUACAUACAUAUUUGCUGGGUAACCAAACAUUUUCCCCGAUAUGUAUCUGUGUCAAUAGUUAGAGGUGUAUGUGAUAUCCUAUAUACACAGUGUACAUACUUACCGUUGUUGUUAAUACGGUAAUGGGGUCAAGUUUUGGUCAUAAGUCGAACAAUUUUAUCAAUGGAUUAUAAAUAGUAUCGCUCCGCCAACCCGUGGCGGGCCCCUGUGACUAACAAUGACGUAGGGCAAGGUCGGACGGCGGGAAGCCGGUGUAUAAAAUGGCAAUGCAGUGUUUAUCCAAGCUUUAAAACGUUUCAACCGGGAGAGAGGGAAAGGACUGGGGAAGUGGUUCCUUGUGAUGUCCGUGUAGUUAUACAAAGGACAGAAGCUAGACAAAAUGGAUAGCAAUCUGCUUAACAUCGGCAGAACAUGGAUGUUUAUUAAUGAAAGUCUAGCAGACGGACUUCUGCUGUGGAAUACAAGCGGCAGGAGCAGCGGUCGUAUACUGCAGGCAAUCUGGGAUUUACGGCUAGGCAGGGAGGAAUUCCUUCGCUCUCCCCUCUUCCCGGUUUUUCUCUCUGUUGUCUUCUACUUCAGUUUCUGCACACCAUUUAUGAUUAUUGACUUAAUCGGGAAAAAAUGGACAUGGAUGCAAAGUUUUAAAUUACAGACGAACAAAGAUGUAACACUUUCGCAAAUUUUCGAUACUUUGGGUUUGACAUUUUGGAACCACAUUGUGUACAUCCUCCCUGCCGCCGUAUCCCAGUGGAUAUGGACACCGGAUACAGAACUACCCGAACUGGCUCCCAGUAUGUUUGAAUUCGUAUGGCAUCAAAUAGCCAGUUUGUUGGUUUUCGACUUUCAAUACUUCGUCUGGCACUGGAGUCACCACCGUUUCCGGUUCCUCUACAAGCAUAUCCAUGCAGUGCACCACCGGUACCACAGCCCAUUUUGCUGGGUGACCCAAUAUCUGCACCCUUGGGAGCUGAUAACCGUAGGAUUUCUCACAACCACCAACACUUGGUUCUUCAACUGUCAUCCUCUCACGAUUUGGUCUUACAUGAUUGUGAGUAUCAUUGUAAGUGUUGAGGCCCACAUCGGCUUUGAUUUUCCAUUUUGUCUCCACAACUGGUUUCCUUUCGGGGUUAUCGGCGGUGCCCCAAAACACGACAUGCACCACCUUAAGCCUAUGACCAAUUUCCAGCCAUUCUUCAAUCAUUGGGAUAAACUGUUUGCCACGUUUUGUCCAGCCAUGCAAGCAGGAGGGGUCAAGCCAAAAACGCUCUUGGAGUAUGAACAUAAGCACAAGGAGACCAAGAAAAUAAUGUAGAACAUUUUUUACCAAAGGUAUAUAUAUACUUUUCGCAGUAUUGAGAAUUACUUUUAAAUGUUUUCAUUAGUUCUUAUUCAGUUAUUUAUCUUCUUAGCCGAUUGAUUUGUUAAAUGUGUAGUAAGGAUAUAACGUUAUGACACAUUCUUCCGAGCACCUGUCGCCUAUUGUCGGUUCGACAUUGUGUAUCAGUUCAGCACUGCUGAACAUAGUGUUGUUACCGUAAUGUAUAGGGGUGUCACCGAGACUAUCUAAUACAUUACUCUAGAAAAAGAUUAACAUUAUGUAAGCUUCCGGUAUUGCUAACAUUUUGUUUUCUAUGCAAUCGAUCGUGUAUAGUAAAAAGCUUAUCUGGAUCAUUGUAGAAAAUUCUGACCAUCAGUGUAGCUGAGUCAUACGACUUUCUGAAUAUCAAAUUAAACCCUAAUGCCCAUUUUCGUUGAGUUACACAGUAAUUAUGAUGCAUAGCUGUAUCGCACAUGGUUUUACGUGCAUGCGAGUGUGUGGAUGUAUUGAUCGCGACAAGGUGCACGAAGACAUGGCACCAAAUCUUUCCCUAUAUAUGUAAAUCGGUCGGUAAUCAAUGUCAAAACCAAAAUUUAUCUGAUACGGUGUUUCGGUUUGGUUCACUUUGUCACAACAUUGCUGUGUUUAACAUCUCUUCGCAGAAACCGUUAUUGUUAUAAUUACACGGACUUCGCCUAUAAAGGAAAUUUUCAUGGAGGAACUAUUAUAAAGCGCUAAAAGCACUUGUAGGGUUUCAAGAAUUAUUUUGGGUGAAAUUUUGGAAUAUUUCAACAUCAUUUUUUCUGAAAAUGAGUUUUCGAAACUUACUUUUAUUAUAGGAAAAUCCCAUCCGGUUAAGUCUGUACAAUACUGUACUCCACACACUAAGAAGUGAGUACACACACUCGCACACCUGCCCGCCUAUGACCCAGAUACGUAAUGAUGUUACUGCCGUGAAUCUCGCUAUUGAUAAGCUUGUUAUCGAAAAAAAAAUGUCAAGUAUUAACGGGAAACUGUCAGAAAUGGAUAACAAAGGGCAUGUUACUACCCAGUAUGACGUCAGCAAUGUGUACAUGUGUUGAUACACAACUACAAGGGAUAGAGCAAUGCCAGACCAUGUGUAUGGGAGGUAACUCUCAUUCACAACCUUACUUUGUACCUAUUGUUUCAGAAUUCAAACAAGCCCGAAAAACUCAGCUAUAUGACAUAUGAUCAGUUCACCAAACCCCCGUAUCCCACAAUACUGUCAAUAGAUAGAACUGUUUGUUGCCUGGCUAAGUAAAAGUAAUAUCUUGGUGUUAAUUGAAUUUGGGCAAUGCCAAACUGGCAGUGAGGCUCUGUAGUAAGUUAUUUAUCGAGACUCCUGACACAUGAUUAUGUUGGUUAAUUUUACAGUUCUACACCGCGAAAUAUGUUAAUUAUAUGUUUAAAUAUUGUUGUAUAAAGACCCCAGGCGUAUUUCGACCGGAUACAGUAGGCGACACGGUGACUCGUUGUUUAGUGUACAUGUGUAUCGUGUUUUGUAAUCAAUGGCGAACUGUGAUGAUUUUCAGUUUUUCGUUCGGUCAGGCACUCGGUGAUGACGAUUCGUAGUUCUACCCAUGUAGUUCUCAUCUUAAAAAUAUAUGUGUAUGCAAACAAAAUAUUUUUUCACGUGUAAAAUCCAGAUGUGAUGUAAAGUUUAAUUCAGUAUUAAGGACUUCGGAGGUUCUGGACUGUAUAACCCUACCCACAGGGACUUAUGACACAAAUUCGGGUACGAAUCCCGACCCCACAGCCUCUGUGUCUGACAGCUAGGGCCUCCAAGUCAACUAGUCAUUCCAUGCAUGUUUAUAUUUAUAAGUUUUACUAUAUUGAUAUUUAAAUUAUUUUUGUUUCAUGUUCGUGACCAUAUAUAUGUUAGUUUGUUGAUUUUACUAGGAAAAAUGAAAAGGUUAAAAUAGUUUCAUUUAUUUCCAAAAUUGUUAAGAAAAGAGUUUUAACUUGAUAACGUCUGUAAAAAGAGAUGUUGCGAUGCCUGGUUUAGCGGUAUACUUGCGAGAUGUGCAGUCGUUUCUAAUUCUAAAAUGAUCCUGAUCAUUUUGAAAUCUCGCCCAGAGCUAUACAAAACGUUACGCAUUUCUUACAUUUCUCUAUAGUUUCUUUCCAAAAUUUCCUAGUUAUGCUAUGGUACCUUAUACAAUACGAAACCUUUCUCAAGAUUCUAUCUUCUCGUAUAGACUUUAGUUGUUGUUCUUUAAAAGUGAGAAGUAAUUUUUAGAACGAUAACUCUGUUAAAAAAUCUAAGUAAAAUUACCUUUGAACUAUAGUCUGUACUCAUAUAUCUAUCCUCCAAUCGAAACCAAGUGAAUAGGUUAUACCUCAUCGAAUAAUUCAUUUCUUGACAUCUUGUCUGAGAGCUGAUAGCAUAUUAAUUAGAUGUAUGUUAUUCCGUAAAAUUUCUUAUCGAUUAAUAAGUUUUGAAGGAAGUCUCGGAUUAGAGCAAUACUAUUUGAUGACACUAUAGGCAGAAAUCUUUCUCAUUUCUAUACGGGAGGAGCGAGGAAUCCUUCACUUGUUUGUAGAACUAAUGUGCAUAUCAAAGUAGUCCUCAAUACUGCCAGACGAAAGGCGAUCUCUCCCAGAGUGCAUUGCGACCCUUCAUAACAGCACGCUUGCGCAAGGAACCCUGGGAGAGAUAAAGACGGAAGGAAAAUUGAAGCUGAUAACAACUUCGGAGAAAAUCCGACCACAUCUAAAAAGGUGUCUUGUAUUAUAACUAGUAAUAUGAUGCAGAAUAGAUUAAUAACCUCUCCCUUCAUCUUAGUUCUAACUUUUACUUACCUUGACCGACUUUACCAUCAAGGCAUAUCUAACAUCUCAUAAAUUUCACUUGUACCUUUUACCAUUUUUUAAUUACGUAUUUUUCAAAAAGAUUUUUUCUUAGAAAAUACUACAUUAAUUCUAAAACAAUUUUAAAAUGCCGUACUGUUUACAGGCCAAUGAUAUAUAUUUCAUUCUUUUUUGUUUUGUAAAUUAAUGGUUAUAAUAAUAUUAAUUGGAUUUUAAGCUAAUGUACUGCUCGUUUUAUAUAUCUUACGUCCAUAGUGGUUUUUGCUGUGUUUAUUUACAUUUUUCAGAAAAUACUGUUUUGUGUUAAACAAAUUUUGUGACAUUUAGAGAAUAUCGUUUUAUUUUAUGUAGAUUUUGCUAUGUGUGUUGUUAAGGCCAUUUGAAUGUUUGAUAGAAAUUUUUCCAUCAUGCUCAGGUUUAAAAUUUAUUUAUUAAUCAAAAUUGUAAAAAAGCAAUACAUGACCUGUAAAUGUGUGUGUGUGUGUGUGUGUGUGUGAGCAACAGUGAACAAAGUUCAUGAACAGAUUGUCUUCACUUUUAAAAAUCACAGUCUUGAGCAAGUCUAUUUCAGGUCGAGGCUUGUGAGUUCAAUAUUAUUUAUGAAGUUAUAUAUUUUGAAUUGUCAUUGUACUAGAAAACAUUUUUAAAGCGUUAUAUACCAACGUGUAAUUGAAGUGUAUGUCAAAAACAACUUUCUAAUACAUUAUGCUGCCUGCAUUUAUGAAAAGUUUUCAAAAUUAUGGCGAAAAUAUGAACAUGUUAAACAGGAAUGACAACAAACGAACAAUACAUCCGUCGUUUAUGAAAAUGUUUAUAAAUUAUAGAACAUGUGAUACCCUAUCAGAAAAUGUAUGUUAGAGCGUGUGUCAGGUGGUAUAGAUCUAAACAUCUGCCGUGUAUUAUAUAUUAUUAACAUGUACCAUUGUCAUUAUUGAGGAUAUCGUAUAGGGUGUGAACCGUUGGGGUUAUUGUGCUUGAAGUAGAGUCAAAAUAGAAGCGGAAGAAAUUGAGCGGAACGAAACUGGUUUCGUUUCGUUCUUCACCGUUUGUUUCCAUUUCGACCCUAUUUUUAGAUUUAACCAUGUUAAUGUACGUAUAUAUCCGGUUAACGUGUUAUCUAAUAGUCCGAAUAUCCAAGAUAGGCUCCUUUGGAAGCAAGUGUGUGUCACAAACGUUUUUCCUCACAAUUACGGUUAUACAAAAAGAAGCCGUUCCUCUGCUGCAAAUUUAGAGGGAACUUAUAAAAAUUGGAAUUAAGGAAAUUGUCGAAAUUUCCCCCCUCGUUUCCAACAUUUCGAUAUACAGCGUCGGAUAAGAAAACUAUCACUUGGUAAUGCAUUGGAUAUAAACCUGUUUUCAUCCGUUCAGAUGUGCCUUAGAUAUAUAUAGCUUAAUCCGCAUUAAGCCGCCAUUAGCUUGCCUCAGUCCAACAAUAUAGUAAAGAUCCACCAGGAUCAAUUACGGUAUUAGAUAUACAGUUACAGGAUAUUCGGACUACAUUGUGUAUAUUAACUUUUGAACGCCUUUAUUUUUACAAAGUUCCAUUGUCAUCUUAUAUGAAAUGAUUGCCUUUAAGAAACCUUCGAUGAAUUUCAAUGUCAUCUCAAACACACAAAGUUAAUAAAACACACCGUGACUGAUACAGAUUGUUAAAACAAAUAAAUGACGUCACGCUGUACAUGACGUCACGGUUACAAGAAGCAAUUUCAUUGCGAUCUAACAGCGACGCAGUGUGAUUUUGGUAAUUUCAUACGAGGCAAUGUGUAUGUAAAUAUAGAAAAUGAACAUAUCAUAUUUCGCUUAUUGGCGAUCGGUUAAUGAAAAAUGUCUGAAAUCUGUAAAUGUGAGAUGCCAACAAGGACUUGGCACACAUUUCCUACCCACAGUUCAUAUGUAUGCAUCAUAUUAUCAUAAUAGGAACCAACUGUACGUUAGGAAUCUGUGCCAGGUCCCUGUGGAUAUGCCGUAUCUGUCAGGGCAAGUAAGAUUGUUACUAACAAAGAAAAGAGAAGUUUAAUUCUUUAAGUGCUAAUAUUUAUAUCUAUGUAUAUCAAUAUUUACAUUACACGUGUACCGCCGCCUGGUCUGGCACAGGGAGCCAACUCUGUGUCAAAUGACGUCACCUAGUAAUGACGCGUCAUCAAGUGACGCCGAUGUGACGGUACGUUUAAGACACGGCGGUCACGUGGUAUCGAGACCGUCACGGACCACACACAACUCUUUCACAAUGACGUCCCAAUGUCGGGCACUGACGUGAAAUAGCGGUCGUGACGUGUUGAUAUCGUUUGUUAAUGGAUCACAGAAUAUUUUACCAUAACAUGCAAUGUUUAAUAUGUAAAGGCAUACGUGAUGUCGGUCGUGUGGCUGUGCUUUAUAAAACACGCCCAGGAACGGCAUCGAUACUCUCCUUUUACAAUGACGUGCCUUGCCCCUAAACCAGGGCACCGACGAGAAGGGGAGGUAAUAUGCUGUAUAGGUGAUGUUUAAUUGAAAUUGUAUGACAUAAUUUGUCAGUGAUGACUACUUGUAACCUUUGUAAAGCUUUCGUACAAUAUAUGCUUUGUUUACCAGUAAUGGUAUUUCCUGUAGAAAAAAUCAGGCACGCAAGACCAAGACGUAGGCCGAGAUUUAUCCGGUCAAAAUGCCAGAUAUUUAAACUAUGGUGUUGAGACCAGAAGAAAAUCCAGCUAGUUUAAACGUAGAUAAUCUAAUGACUCAAGGAAAAUGAUUCAUUAAUGGAUACAGACCUCAUAAAUUAUUGACAUCAGCAAGAAAUUCACUGUAAUAUACAGAGCCAGAUUUGUCUCAAGUCGGUUGGCAAUGAUUCAAGUGAAGAAAAAAAUCCAUACACAAGCAAUAAUAGAACAUAUACAAUACAGCUUUCUUCCAUUAACUCUAUUGGCCACUGAUAACACGUACUGUGGUCCAGGUAUUUAAACUUUAAAUAUGAAGUCAGCUGAGAAUUAUACUGCCAGCCGACCUGUUGAAACAAAUCCUAGCGCACGUGCUAGUAUUGUGAAAUAUCCGGGAGUUUUUCGAUCCUUUCUAAUCGAAAAUUUCAGUUAAGUUGUCACUUCCUUGAUUUAUCUGUCUUUAAGAGAUCUGUACAUGUUGUUACGAACGUGUUUUCCUGUGAGGGGUUAGUUUCCUUGACGACGGGUUAUCUGCGCAUGCGUAACUGAUACGUUGUAUUGUAAUGCAUUGUACUUGAAUUUACAUUUUAUUAUACAUCACGUUUCCCUAUAUGACGGUUCAGGAUUAUAAUAACUUUGAUUCCUAUUGUCUCACUAAACGCUCAUUAGAAAACAAUAACGACCGUUAAGUCUAAAAUAUUCAUAACUAAGACAAUGUUAUGAGAACGAUUGUAGCAAGAGCAAAAAGGUCUAUGCAAUUGCAGCUACAUUUGUAUGUCACGUUUGCUAUGUUGAGCUGGUAAAAAUGACUUCUUACCAAUAAGAAUGAUUUGCCAUUGUGAUUAGAUUUACUGGAUGAUCUUGGUUAAUAAACGCUUGAACUAAU